Molecule: messenger RNA, 1065 nt
Organism: Penicillium diatomitis
Lineage: Eukaryota; Fungi; Ascomycota; Eurotiomycetes; Eurotiales; Aspergillaceae
Product: ribokinase
Exons: 1
Coding region: 1-1065 (354 amino acids)
Biological process (GO): D-ribose metabolic process
Molecular function (GO): ribokinase activity
Source: RefSeq, a predicted model, not a curated record
AUGGCCUCCUCAGCCACCCAAUCACACAUCGCCGUCAUUGGAUCCCUGAACAUCGACUUCGUCACGUCCACCCCCCGUUGUCCCGGCGCCGGCGAAACCCUCACAGCAACCUCCCUCACCGUCACAGCAGGAGGUAAAGGCGGCAACCAAGCCACCGCCUGCGGUCGCGCCUCCUUCACGUCCCCCACUACCCAAGAUGUAGCCGUCAGUAUGAUCGGCGCCGUCGGAGCGAACGAUCCCUACUACGCGACUCUGCUCAAGCCCGCGCUGGAGAAAUCCGGCGUGAGCACAGCGACCAUCGAGCAGUCCGAAACUGCGCAGACUGGGUCGGCGACGAUCAUCGUUGAAGAAGCGGCCGGCGGCGAGAACCGCAUUCUGGUCGUGCCGGGUGCGAAUCACGCUGGUCUAAUGAAGGAUACAUCGGCGAUUGUGCGGACCGUGCAACAGCAGGAGAUCAAGGCUGGGGUUGUGGUACUGCAGGGCGAGAUUCCGCGCAAGACGACUCUGGAACUGCUGGAACAUUAUAAUGGGGCGGAUGGGAAUCGGGAGCGUGUGCAUGUGGUUUUCAACCCUGCACCGGUCUAUCCGGAGGGUAUUUCUCUGGCUGCGUUGAAGAAUACUUCUGUGCUCAUCAUGAAUGAGACCGAAGCUGUUCAGAUGUCGAGAUCUAUCGCGGGCCUUCCGAUUUCGGAUUCGACGCAGUCGUCAGGAUUGGAUGACUUGCAGCCUGAGCAGCUUGCCCCUCAUUUCCAUGAUACUGCCAAUGUGCAAGUUGUGAUUAUCACGUUGGGCGCCAAGGGUGUCUAUUUCUCCACCCGGAAUGGUCGCACCGGCGCCGUGGCCGGAGUACGAGUUGCCAAGGUCGUGGAUACGACGGCAGCGGGAGAUACCUUUGUUGGAUACUUUUCAACGGCCCUAGCCCGUUUCCUUGCAAAGGGCGAGCCGCUGGAGAAGUUCGAUGAUGAGAUUGAAAAUGCCGUGAGACAGGCUAACGCAGCGGCCGCCAAAUGUGUUGCUGCGGCGGGGGCCAUGCAGAGCAUUCCAUUUGCAUAUGAAGUAAAAUAG